AUGGGAAAUAAAGUAAGCCACAGAAGUACUGUUGAAGCUGAAUUUGCAGUUACUAAGGAGAAUGACGAUGAGACUAAAAAUGAGAGUGAAUCUGAACUUAAACAGGAUCCUCUAUUUGAAAAUCUUAAAAAGAACAUCGAAGAAAGAAAUAAAUUGGGUAUUCUCAAACAAAUUAAGGAAGUAAUAAAACAAGAAAGAGUAGAAGAUAUAAAUCAAAUGGUACAAAGUGAUUAUAACAGAGAGACACUUUUACAUAUUACUAUCAAAAAUGUAGACAUUGGUGACCUAUCUUGUGUCGAAGACCUCCUGGCAAAAAAUGCAGAAUUAGUGGUCACACCACGAGAUAACAGCGAUUAUAAUGGCCAAACAGCUCUACAUGUUGCCAUUGUGAUAGGGAAUUUUGAAGUUGUUAAAAUUCUUUUAGAUUUUGCCGAGGCCAAGGAUAUGACAGGAGAUUUAUUAAACAUUUGUGCUAAUGGAAGCCGAUUUAAGAACACGGCUCUAAUGGGACAGCUCCCAUUAUCAGUAGCUGCUCUCGUGAUGAAAGAAAACGAUUCCAACUCUAAAAGAAUUAUCGAUGUUAUACUGGAGAAAAAGGCUAGUCUCUGUGCACAAAAUACGCAUGGCGACACUGUAUUUCAUUCUUUGAUCAAAUAUGGGGAUAUUUAUCCAGAGAAAAUUUGCCAUGUCAAACGCGCCUUUAAGUAUCUGCGAGAAAAAUAUGAAGAAUUGAAGGAUCCCAUAAUCGAAGACAUUUUAUUCUGUGAAAAUAAUGAAGGACUGACUCCACUUCAACUCUCUGCCAAGCUCGGAGUCGGAGAAAUUUUUGCGUGCAUCAUUGAAGUUCCACAAGUCUAUCGUUUCCAAAACACCCAGGAUGGUCUUUUUGACAUUCGAGUAUACGAUGUAACGGAAUUUGACAGAAUGAUUAUGUAUAUUGAUAGAAAAGAUAAUUCGGAAUGGAAUCCAUCAGAAAUUACGAUACUGGAAAGAUUAUUCGAUGAACACUGUACUCACAAAGAAGCAUUUCAAAUUCUUAAUCUAAAAUUGGUGCAAUUCAUUCUUCAGAAAAAAUGGAAAACAUAUAGGGUACCAUUAUUUAUCUGGCUAGUGAUGCAUCUUUCAUUCAUUUCUAUCUCAACACUGGCAACGGUGCAAAAAUCUACAGCUUUGGUCUGCUCCAUAGAAAACCAAAAUAAUUGUGAGCUGCAAGAAGAUUUUUAUCCAAUAGGAAUUAUGUUUCUAUUGGUUGGAAUGAUUUACUUUGUCUUUUCUUCUCUUAUUUUCCAUAAGUUGCUACUACGUUGCUACUUCGGUGGUUUUGGAUUAAUUUGGCACAAUCUCGACUACAUUAUUUGUUUGACUGUUGUGUCUUUCGGGGCUAUAAUUGAAUCUGUUCUCACUUUCCUUCGGUUGCACUGGGACUAUCACUUGGUAUGCAUCUUGUUGUGUGGAUGGUAUUUUAUGCUGUACUUUUCUCCAUUUCAUAAAAACUUCGUUUCUUUUACAUACAUGUUAAAAGCAGGUUUGGUUAAGGACUUCUUACCCUUUUCCUUCGUAUUUAUCUUUCUUUUAAUGUCAUUUACUACUGUAAUGCAUAUACUAUUCCAUGGAACAGAAGAAGAUCCAGAAGAAUUCAACACUUUUAGGGAUUCUCUUUUCACAAUGUUUAAGCUCGGAGUUGCCCUUGAUGACAUCGGUGUACUAAGUCAGUCAAGAAUCCCAUGGCUUGCCUAUACAAUGUUUGUGCUCUUUGCAAUUCUUUCCUUCAUUCACAUUCUAAAUGCUCUCAUAGCAAUCAUGUCUCAAACUUUUUCAGAUGUACAUCAACAAAAACACUUAUACCUUCAGUACCAAAAAUUGUGUAUGAUUGAGUUGUUUGAAGAUAUCAUAAUAACUCCUUAUUUAGAAAAGGUUGUACCUUGUAUAUACAAAGCAAAACAUUGGACUCGGAAAAUGAGAGGUAAUGGUCAACCACGAUAUUUUACAACUGUCCAUUCCUUGGAUGAUUCUUACUACAACAGGAGUGAAAAAGAGGAGAUAAAGAAGACCUCUAAUCAGGAUAUGGAAACAAUUAUUGACUUCAUACAAACCAGUCGUAAUUUACCCACAAACCAAACAGGAUCCAUCGAAAAAGAUGUUACAUAUAUUCAAACGGUGGAAAAAAGGGACAAAUCAUUUCAAAUCCCACAUGUGAAAAGUUCUUCUGCAUGGGUUCAAUUAAAGUAG
Molecule: messenger RNA, 2229 nt
Organism: Saccostrea echinata
Lineage: Eukaryota; Metazoa; Mollusca; Bivalvia; Ostreida; Ostreidae
Product: transient receptor potential cation channel subfamily V member 3-like
Exons: 1
Coding region: 1-2229 (742 amino acids)
Biological process (GO): calcium ion import across plasma membrane
Cellular component (GO): membrane
Molecular function (GO): protein binding; monoatomic ion channel activity
Source: RefSeq, a predicted model, not a curated record